AUGGGAUGCUUUUUUUCUCAUCAAAAAUAAUAUCAUGAGGAAUAAUAACGUAGAAUAUAGAAUGCUUAGAUUUUAUCAAAUGUUUUGUAGUAGCAAUAAAUUGGUUUUGCCUAAAAUUAAUAAUAGUUAUAACCUAACAUUGCUUAGUAAAAUAAGUAGAUCAACAAAGACUAAUAAUAAUUGAAGUAAAAGCAAUAGAAACGUUUAAAGAAUAAAGGGUUAAAUUACAUCGACUAUUUAAUUUAUAAUUUAAAUUAUGCUUAAAACAAAUAUUUUGCCUUCAAUAAUAUACAGAGCUAGCUAUACCAAUAAUUUAUUGAGCAGGAAUAUGAAUAGUUAUUAAUUGAUAAUAGCAGAUACAAAAAUGAUUUAAAUGUAAAGGUAGGAAUAGAAGCUUCAAAUUAAAUUAGGAAUAAAUAUAAUUUACUUGCAGAUACAAAAAUGAAUGAAUUGGAAUAAAAUAACAAUUUAUAACUUUUUAAGAAUUUAUUUAAAAAUGAAAAGUAGAAUUAUGCAAGCUCAAUCUUCUUUAAAAUUAGUAGUGUUAAAGUUCAUAGCGAAGAUAUAUUGAUAUUAGAGGAAGCUGGAAACAGUAAUCCAUAUAGUUUUAUAUGGGAGCCUUUAGUAAACCCAAAAAAUGAAAGAUUGAGUAGAGAAGUUAAUAUCACAGAAGAUGCUAAAGAUAUAUUAUUUAACAAAUAGCUAUUUGCUCUCUCUAAAGGUGUUGGCAGAUUUAUUAUUCACAAAUAAAGAUGGGGUUUCUUACUUGACAUUAAUUGUUGUUCCUCUUUUUAUGAGGGUGAAAUUAACUCUGCUUGGUAAUAGCUCUUGGAAACUUUCUACUUCUAGGAUAUUAUAAAAAGGUAUGCUUAAUAUGUUUCUGAUACGGAUGAUGAAGAUAAUAGACUUUAGUUAAGAGAAAUACCUAAUUCUUACGACGAUACUACUGUAAAUCCUUUACUUGUUACAUUUUAUGAUAACCUUUUUGAACACUAGAAGAAGGAAGUGGGAUGGAUGAGCAGUUUAGAGUUCAAUCCAUUUUUAACGUUUAAUAAUGAUUUAUAGUUCAUACCUUUAUUAGAUACUGGUUUCUUUUUCCAUCCUUCAAAUCCAAAGAAGCUGCUAAAAAAGCAUUAACUUAAAUCAAAGAAAUAUUACAUGCCUGGAGGAAUUUUAGCUAGUGAAAUAGGCAGUGGAAAAACUAUAACAGUUAUUGCAUUGACUACGAUAGGAUCAUAGCUUAAUGAUCCAUCUUUCAAAAAGUCUUGGGACUUACGUAAUUAAAUUAGCCAAGACGCCUUAAUGAGUAUGCCAGCUGGUGAUCGCUUUGAUAUUGAAUCUAAAGCAGAAGUUUAUAAUAAGUUAAAUAUCGCUUAUGAUGGAGUAUAUUUGCCUUCUUUAAUUAUUGUUACUAAAAACAUCCUCUAUUAAUGGUAACAAGAAUAUUAAUAAUUUGCUCCAAAUUUAAGAGUUUUGGUUGUUGAAGAUUGGUCAAAUUUCUAAAAUUUAAAAAUAAUAACCGUGAAUGGAACUUUAACUCAAAAAAGCUAUAACAUAUAUUAAGAUUACGAUAUCAUUUUAACUCAUAGAGCUGCUAUACAAGUUGUAUAAAUUGAAAAUCCUAAUCUCAAAACUCUUUUUAACGUACACUUUAACAGAGUUGUUUAUGAUGAGAUGCACGAAAUUUCUUAAACUCUAAUUAGUUCAAAAUAAAAUGAAGAAAGAAAAGAAUAAGAUUUAGAUUAAAUUGAUGUUUUUUUUAAAAAAAAUAUUGAGCAUUUCUUCCGUGCAAUUUAAAAUAUAAAAAGAAGAUUUAGCUGGGGAGUAACUGGCACACCAGAUAAUUUGAAUUUUUCUAAUGAUUCUUUUCCAAUGGUUUUUCUCUUAAAUCUCUGUGAGGAGUAUUAUACACUGAACUAGUAUGACUAGUUAUAAGACAGUUUUAUUAAAAAUAAUAUGAGAUCUAAUCCUAGGUCAGUACCUCUACCAGACCUAUAAAAGCAUAUUGAAUAAAUAUACAUGAAAUAAAUUCAAAAUAUUCUAGUUCAAGGAAAGAUGAGAUCUGUUUGUAAAGAUGAGAUUUAAGCCAGAGAAAUACUAAGUUUUUUCUCUUAAUAAUAUGAGUUUUUAGAAGAUUUGGAUGAAAAAUCUUUUCCUCAAGCAAUAAAAAUGAUUCGUGAGAUGCAAGAAUUGCAAUUAAGAAAAAUUAAUGAAUAAAUAAAAAUAGAAUCUGAUGCAAAAAAUAAAAAUAAUUUGAAAAUAAGAGCUGAAAUGCUUCUUAGUGAAGAUAAUUUUUACAAUGAUAUCAUAAAAAUCAUUUAGAAUUAACAGUUUGAGUGCAACAUAUGUUAUAAUUAGUGCUUUAGAGAUAAGCUUGUAGUAACAAAUUGCCUUCAUAAUUUCUGCUUUGAUUGCUUUGAGAGCUUAUGUAAAAGUCUCUCUGUACCAGAUUGUCCCUACUGUAAUUAGUAAAUUUCAAAGUAAACAGUGUUAAUACAUCCUGAAUUAAGUCAAAAAAAUUAGAGCAAGUUAGAAAAAUUUUUAGAUGACUUCCAUAAAAUUCCAUUUGAAGAUAAAGUGAUUGUAUUUACUUAAUUCCAUGAUUUAACAAAAAAGAUUUCAUAAAAGUUACAAAAAAUAGAUAUUCCUCAUGUAGUUUUACUGGGAGAACCUUCUGAAAUUAAUAUUCGUUUAAAUACCUUUAAAAAAGUACCAGAAGUUCGCAUUUUGAUAAUGAGUAUAGAAUAAGCUGCAAGUGGUAUUAAUCUGAUUGAAGCUAACCAUGUUAUAUUUAUGCACCCUAUAUUUGGGGUAUCUUAUGAAAAGUCUAGAAGUACAUAUGCCCAAUGCAUAGGAAGAGCAUUGAGAGUAGGAUAAUCCAAGCCCGUUCAUGCAACACUUUACUGCACAAAAAAUUCUAUCGAGCAGACUCUUAGUAAUUAAUUUACUUAAAAAAUUAAAUGA
Molecule: messenger RNA, 2964 nt
Organism: Tetrahymena thermophila SB210
Lineage: Eukaryota; Ciliophora; Oligohymenophorea; Hymenostomatida; Tetrahymenidae
Product: helicase carboxy-terminal domain protein
Exons: 1
Molecular function (GO): ATP-dependent chromatin remodeler activity; ATP binding
Source: RefSeq, a predicted model, not a curated record